UCCCCGCUUCCCUUCAUCAGCCUUCACAACAUCAAUUAUUGAUUUUUAUUUACUCCUGUUACAGAAUCUAAACACAACCCAUUUGGCGGCUGAAACGCUCACCAUACCCUCUCAAUUAUGGCCAAUUUGGGUUCGAGCAGCCAGGCAGUGACGGAAUACACAGUCCGUGUUCCCAAAAACAACACCAAGAAGCAUAACAUCAUGGCCUUCAAUGCUGCCGAUAAGAUCAACUUCUCUACGUGGACUCAGGCCAAAAUGGAGCGUGACCUGAGCAACAAGAAGAUUUAUCAGGAGGAGGAGCAGCCCAUGUUUGGUGCGGGCAGUGAGUUUGGCAAAAAGUUGCGAGAGGAGUCAAGAAAGAAGAAGUUUGGGAUUGUUACCCGUGAGUUUAAACCAGAGGACCAGCCCUGGCUGCUGAGAGUAAAUGGGAAAUCGGGUCGGAAGUUCAAAGGUCAGAGGAAAGGUGGUGUCACAGAAAAUGCUUCCUACUACAUCUUCACGCAGUGCCCUGAUGGAGCAUUUGAAGCAUUUCCUGUUAAUGCCUGGUACAAUUUUAUCCCAGUCGCAAAACACAAGACUCUGACAGCAGAGGAGGCUGAGGAGGAGUGGGGAAGACGCAACAAAGUGGUGAACCAUUUCAGUAUCAUGCUGCAGAAAAGGUUAAAGGAUCAGGACCGGGAUGAUGGUGAGGAGGAGGAAGAGAAGGUAAAGAAAGGGAAGGAGAGAAAGCGAAAAGGAAAUGAUCUCCGAAUCCAUGACCUGGAAGAUGAUCUGGAAGUGAGCUCUGACGAGAACGAUGAGGACAGUGACGAAGACAGAGACACUAAAAAAGAUCCAAAAGUUGCGAAGAAAGGGCAGGCUGGAGCGAAGAGAAAGAAGAGAAAGGGUUCCGAUGAUGAGGCUGUUGAGGACAGUGACGAUGGAGACUUCGAAGGGCAGGAAGUAGAUUAUAUUUCUGAUGAUGAAUCGAGUGAUAAUAAUGAAGACGAACUGGAGAAGGGGAAAACCGAUAAAGGGGAAGAUGGGCCGAAAGGUGUUGAUGAGACUGCUGGGUCUGAGAGCAGUGAGGAGAGUGAAGAGGAAAAACAAAAUGAAGAGAAAGAUGAGGAAGAUGAUGACAAGAAAUCUACAGCCCCUGAGAAGAGGGAAAAGAAGAAAAAAGAAGACAGCAGCGACGAGUCAGAAUCCUCGGACGAGAGUGACAUUGAGUCUGAAGCUGCAUCUGCACUUUUCAUGUCGAAAAAGAAAACGCCCCCAAAGAAAGAUUGGAAAGGAUCAAACAACAGUUCCCGUGCGAACAGCCGCCCAGGAACACCCACGCCGCAGAUCAGUACCUCUUCCACACUGAAGGCAGCUGCCAACAAACUGGAACAAGGGAAACGGCAGGCUAACUCUGCAGAAAUUCCAGUGGCCAAGCGGCUGAGGAUGGACACGGUGACACAGUCUGCCUCUGGCAAAUCCACUCCGCAACCCCAGUCCGGCAAAUCCACCCCAAGUAGUGGCGAUAUCCAGCUGACAGAGGAUGCAGUUCGACGGUAUCUCACCCGAAAACCCAUGACUACCAAGGACCUGCUGAAGAAGUUUCAAACCAAGAAGACAGGCCUCAGCAGUGAGCAGACAGUCAAUGUUCUAGCACAGAUCCUGAAAAAACUCAAUCCUGAGCGGAAGAUGAUUAAUGAGAAGAUGCACUUUUUCCUGAAAGAAGGGAACUGAUGGCUGACCCUGGCUGUGUAUGUAUGUAGCUUUUGAUUUUGCUCCUGUGUAUAAGGGGCUGAGCUCCUGCUGGCAUUUUGUACAAUAUGGUGACUGUUGUGGUCUGCACUCAGCAUUGUCCUUUCUUCCCUCUGAGCCUGGGCUUUCAAUUCAACCCUAACUGAAGGGAUGAGGGAAUGAGGAUUUUUUUUAUGAAGUAUAAUCGAGGCAGGUUUAACCCACAGCACAAACCAGCCACAAACUGGAUCAAGGUUGGUCUCAGUCUAGAGGGUGUCUUUGAUUCAGCAGGUAUUCCUGUUGGGUUGUGCCUGUUGUUGGAACAUUUCCGCAAGAUCCAACCCAUUCAGGACCUACUUUAGAAACUCCCUCCCCUCAAACAGGCACCUAUCUCCAGCAGCUUCACAUUACACAUAUGAGUAGGCUGGCUGACAAGACAUAACCAGCAGAGAGGCUCCUGGGUAGAAUGUGACUGUACAGUUCAUACAGCAGUACAGGAGUACGAUGUCUUGUGUAACAGGGAGACCGUGUGGAAUAGUUACUAAGCCUUUAAAUACAGAACUUUUCACCUUCUGACAACCUUAAAGCAACAGUCACGGCCAAAAGAGGGAUUGGGGUGUGGGAUGUUCUAGAAAAGUAUCUACAUGGGAGAAGAAAAGGGACACAUCAACUCCAGUAGAUUACUGCAGAGCAGAUCUGACUGGUUUGUGGGGAAGAGGAUUGUUGGAGAUUUGGUUUAGGGUAAGGUGGGAGUUAGUGCAAGAACAAAAUGAGCAAGAUUUUUCCUAUUGCUGGGACUGGCGAGCUGCGUAAAGCUAACAGUGUAAGUGAAGUGGAAUAUGUGAUAGGCCGCAAUGUUCCCCAGGGUUGGUUUUAUCAGUGUUAAACUUGUUCAGUAUCUGUAUUCAUUGUGUAAUGAAAUCACAUGUAUUGGUUCAGUCUCAAUAUCUUUUCCAAUAAAAUGGUCAACAGUUUUCAUCCAAA
Messenger RNA from Stegostoma tigrinum, 2694 nucleotides. RefSeq names its product general transcription factor IIF, polypeptide 1 (gene gtf2f1). The transcript is spliced from 13 exons. Gene Ontology annotation, cellular component: nucleus; transcription factor TFIIF complex. Lineage: Eukaryota; Metazoa; Chordata; Chondrichthyes; Orectolobiformes; Stegostomatidae. Gene Ontology annotation, molecular function: RNA polymerase II general transcription initiation factor activity; TFIIF-class transcription factor complex binding; DNA binding. The coding region runs from base 118 to 1713 and encodes 531 amino acids. Gene Ontology annotation, biological process: transcription initiation at RNA polymerase II promoter; positive regulation of transcription elongation by RNA polymerase II. The record is from RefSeq and is a predicted model, not a curated record.